Molecule: messenger RNA, 2566 nt
Organism: Sorex araneus (European shrew)
Lineage: Eukaryota; Metazoa; Chordata; Mammalia; Eulipotyphla; Soricidae
Gene: TRAFD1
Product: TRAF-type zinc finger domain containing 1
Exons: 13
Coding region: 217-1935 (572 amino acids)
Molecular function (GO): zinc ion binding
Source: RefSeq, a predicted model, not a curated record
CCUGACGCUCGGAAGCGGCGAGGCGGUUCUGGGGCCGUUGUUCGGUGCGGGCCGCCCGAGCUCGGGGGCUGCUGGCGGCUCGGCGGCGCCGUGUCGCGGCUUCCAGGUGUGUCCCGUCCCGGCUGUGUCCCAGCUGAGCCGCUGUCGGGGUGCCCGUCGCUUCUGGGCCCUGGAGGAGAGCCCGCGCCAGGCUUCACGUUUCCAGGAAAAACAAGCAUGGCCGAGUUUCUGGAUGACCCGGACACGCGACUCUGUGACAACUGCAAGAGAGAGAUCCCCGUGUUUAAUUUCACCAUCCACGAGAUCCACUGUCAGAGGAACAUCGGCGUGUGUCCCGUCUGCAAGGAGCCAUGUCCCAAAUCGGAGAUGGAGGCGCACAUGGCCGCAGACCACUGCCAGGUCACCUGCAAGUGCAGCAGGAAGUUGGAGAAGAGGCAGCUGAAGCAGCAUGAGGAGGCCGAGUGCCCGCUGCGGCCGGCCCGGUGCCAGCACUGCGAGCUGGAGCUGGCCGUGGUGAGGCUGCAGGAGCACGAGGAGUACUGUGGCGCCCGCACCGAGCUCUGCGGCGCCUGCGGCCGCAACGUCCUGGUCAAAGACCUCAAGGCCCACCCCGCGGUCUGCGGCCAGGCCGGGGAGGCCAAGCGGGCCGAGGCGCCCCCGUCUCCCGACACCUACGACGCGCCCUGGGCCCAGGACGGAAUCUGGAUCGCGUCCCAGCUCCUCAGACAGAUCGAGGCCCUGGACCCCCCCACCCGGCUCUCCCGGCGGCCCCUGAGGGACUUCGAGUCGGACCUUUUCCACGGCGGGACCCCCGAGCGAAGGGACGUGGGGUCCCAGUUUCCGGGGCACAGCGGCCGACUGGAAGAACAAGAAAGGCAGGAAAGAAACGGAAGCAGACAGCCCCCCGGCGUGGGCGGAGAAGACAGCUCGAACCUGGACUACAUGCUGGCUCUGAGCCUGCAGAGCGAGGGCCAGCUGCCCAGUGUGGCCGAGCAGGGCUUCUGGAGGGCCGUGUGCGAGGUGGGCCAGUCCCGGGCCGGGCCCAGUGCCCCAGGCAGCGAUGCAGGUGCGGACGUGGAGACCAUGCUGCCCUGCGAGUUCUGUGAGGAGCUGUACCCGGAGGAGCUGCUCAUCGACCAUCAGACAAGCUGUAACCCUUCAUGUUCCUUACCCCCGCUCACGGUGGGCAGCCCUUCCCCUCGAGGGGUAGAGGACCCAGAUGUCAUCUUCCAGAAGCUUCUGCAGGAGGCCGCAAGUAACCAGCUGGACUCUCUGAUGGGGUUGAAGAGCCCGGGCCCGGCAGAGGACAGCGUCAUCAUCCCGUGUGAAUUCUGUGGGGUCCAGCUGGAGGAGGAGGUGCUGUUCCACCACCAGGACCAGUGUGACCAAAGGCCAGUCACAGCAAACCACCACGUGAUGGAGGCGAUUCCCAGACAGGAGUCGCGACCUCCAGCCACCUCGCCGGAGCUGCCCAAGAGACGCCUCCGACACCAGGGUGACCUGUCUUUCGGCUACGUGGACAACACGAAGCAGGCGAAGGGGCCCGCCCACCCUCUGGCCCCUGGCAGCCCCCUGGGCAGUCUGGUGCCUCCCUGCGGCCAGCUGGCGGCCGCCGCGCCCAGCUCCCGGCCCGCGUGCCAGCUCAGCCCGCCCCGGGUGCUGAAGCUCAGCAACCUGGCUGGCCAGGACCCCCGGGGGCGCAGUCGGAGCAGCCUCAGCGGGGCCCCGGCCCCCGGGCACAGCCCGGCCCUGCACUCCGCUCGGACCCUCUACCCUGAAAACCUGGCUCCCUCCUUCCCUCGUGGGCCGGCGGGGAGAUUCGGAGCAAGUGGCAGGAGCGCCCGGGUCGCCGCCGCCCCUGCCAGCUACCGCAGGGCUGCCAAGGCCAAACCCCCUAAGCAGCCGGGAGCCGGGGGUGCCGGGGAAGAGGAGUGACGGCGCUGCGCUCAGGACGCUUUCCUGGGUUACGGCCACGUGUGUCUUUCGCGAUUGUGCUGUGGGAGUUUGGGGUGCGAGGGAGGGUGAGCAGGGAGGCGCUGGGGAAGGCGGCGGCCGAGCUCUCGCCUGCGGGUGGCAGAGCCAGAGUCCUCCCUCCCGACACCCGCCGCCACCGAGUCUCGGUGCUGCCUGGUUCUGGUGGGCUCGCCUUCCGGAAACCCACCAGCCGAGUGACUCCUCCCUUCCCCGCAGGGCCCUAAGCUUGGGGUUUCGGGGAGCUGUCCUGUGUUCUUCCCGCUCCCUCCUAGCGUCCCGGCCUCUGCUGUGCGCAGCCCGCGGUGCGCCAGGCCAGUGGCGGUGUGCAGACAGGCCCUCGGCUGGCGGCCGUGCACGGGGCCCGGGGAGCCGGUGUCACUGCUGUCUCUGGGGAGGGGGCGUGUUUCGUCUUCACCGCUUCCACUGAGAAGACCAGGGUGGCCCCUCCCCCCGGACCAAGCUGGGCUCUGUCCCGAGCGGAAGUGAGGUGUCGCGGCUGCUCUGCAGCCAUCUCAGAGCCCCUCCCCGUCUUCUGAUUUUGCUAUUGUAAUUAUCAACAUCCUUGGAAUAGAAAUAAAAGUUUGUACUUGGA